AUGGAGAAGACCCACGGGAUAUUCGCCGAUGACUUUGGGGGCUUCCUGAGGUCCCGCAAUGAGCCCUUGGGUUUCUCAGCGGGCCGUGCCGGGAACACGGGGAAUAUUAAGACUCUGGGGGACACCUACCAGUUUGCGGUGGACGUCAGCGACUUCUCUCCAGAAGACAUCGUCAUCACCACCUCGAAAAACCAGAUCAGAGUUCAUGCUGAGAAGCUGGCUGCUGACGGGACCCUGCUGAACACCUUUAGCCACCAGUGCCAGCUGCCCGAGGACGUCGACCCCACCUCGGUCACCUCUGCACUGGGCCGGGACGGCUCGCUCACCAUCCGGGCACGGAGGGGCCCCGCGAAGCACGGCCAGCAGACCUUCCGGACUGAGAUUAAAAUCUGA
Molecule: messenger RNA, 393 nt
Organism: Euleptes europaea (tarantolino)
Lineage: Eukaryota; Metazoa; Chordata; Lepidosauria; Squamata; Sphaerodactylidae
Gene: HSPB7
Product: heat shock protein family B (small) member 7
Exons: 3
Coding region: 1-393 (130 amino acids)
Biological process (GO): heart development
Cellular component (GO): cytoplasm; nucleus
Source: RefSeq, a predicted model, not a curated record